AUGGCCAAGUUAUCAUAUCUCCUUGUUCUCAUGUUUGUUUUCUCAGCUUUCUCAAUGGUUCAAAGAACGGACGCAAAGAGAUGCCAAAUUACCAUUGAGCCAACUGCUGGAUGUAUUCUUUCCGACUGCCGUUUAAGCUGCUACUCGGGAUAUAAUGGAGUUGGAAAAUGUUUCGAUGAUCCUAAAGUUCCUGGACGUGAUAACUGUGGCUGUCUCUAUAAUUGCUAG
This is a messenger RNA of Arabis nemorensis, 228 nucleotides long. The record is from the annotation of a GenBank genome assembly. NCBI's taxonomy places the organism in Eukaryota, Viridiplantae, Streptophyta, Magnoliopsida, Brassicales, Brassicaceae.